AUGCCUCAAGGUAACGAUGGAGCGCGAUUUCAAUGGUCUCCAAAUGAUCCGGAGAUUAUCUCAGAUGUAUUGUUCGCCAUCGCCAAUGUCCUCAGUUUCGCGCGAACUACUUACCUGAUGCCAGCCUUUGAGGCCCUGGGUCCACUACAAAUCUCUUUCACUCGAAUGCUGACUGACAUCGUUCGCUUUAUGGUUUUAUACGUCUUGGUCAUAUUUGCUUUCAUGGUUGGUCUGCAUAAUCUCUACUGGUACUAUGGCAUCCAAAUGAUAAAUGAUUCACCAAACAGCACUGUAAAGCAACCUUCAACUGAGGUGUUUGAGGGUCUGCGACAUACGCUUUACAGUUUGUUUUGGGCCAUGUUUACUCAAGUCAGUUUAUCAAAACUACCUAUUCGUAGACCGGGUAAGCGCAAAGUCUUUGCAUAUUUUUUUCAUAACUUUCGUCGUUUUAAUGAAGAUCGAGUUUUUAGGUUCAAUUUUUCGUCUAGCUUUGACUCUAACCUUCGAGUUAUUUACUGUUCUAGUAGUGAUGUCAAUAAUCGACCCGUUUAUUAA
Molecule: messenger RNA, 555 nt
Organism: Rodentolepis nana
Lineage: Eukaryota; Metazoa; Platyhelminthes; Cestoda; Cyclophyllidea; Hymenolepididae
Source: the annotation of a GenBank genome assembly